AGCAAUAUAGAGAGUGUUUUUUUUUUUUCGUUUACCUAAGAAGAAAGAAAAAUCUUAAAAGUAUGUGCAACAUAUACAUGGAGGAAGAAGGCACUCUAGCACGAGAAGAAGAUGGCCUAAAACCCGAGACCUACGAUCUUUACUUCAAGGGUUUGGUAAGAAAGGACUCAUUGGCAGGAUUUGGGGUCGCAAUUUGCAGACAAGAGGACGAUACUCUCUUGUUUAGGAUGAAGGGAUCCAUCCAUGACUCUGUCAUUACAGUUUUGGAGGCUGAGCUUACGGCAUUGAAGCGAGGACUAACGGAAGCCGUCACGGGGAGAUGUGCGCCUGAGCAAGAGAACACCGCGUUGCUAAUGGAUGAUGUGCAACGCAUAAGACAACAAUUGACAUCUAGCAUCCCUGUUCUGAUGACUGAAAAUCAAGCUAACUUUGCUUAUAAACUUGCAUUGGAAACACUAGUUUCUGAAAUCAGCAUACGUAUGCCUCCGAAUAACACAGGAUCUAUGAGAUGCUGCAAUGUUUCGUGUCGUAGUAACUUGUCAUGCAAUGAUUGCAAGAGGUUGGAUACAAAUCCUACAGCAAUGUGGCUUCAAUGUAAAAAGUGCCCAGACAUGAUCAGACUAUCAUCGGAAUACGACUUCAGUGCAACUUGCAGAUGUGGCUAUUCCUUUUGCUGCACAUGUGGAGCCGAAUGGAAGCUUAGAGGAGAAACAGGGUCUUCAGCUGGCAGAGAAGUAAUACCAACAGUAUCAACAACCUCGUCAGGGGUAUAUCGUAGGAGUAUAGAGGAGAAACCUGCUGCUACAUGUCUUCAACUGAAACCAGUCCCAGCAAUUCCAUGCAAUCUUCGUGUAGCUCAGCUUCUGAAAGGGAAUCCACACCCUCAGCUCUAAUCAGAGCACAAGAUAUCUCUGAAAUGAAAAAAAAAAAAAAGGAGAGACUAACAUUAUCCAAAGUAAGCUCAUCAUUGAAAAAGCUUAUAUAAUGCAUCAAUCCGCUUCAAGAACUAUAAUCAAAAGAAAAUUCAUUC
This is a messenger RNA of Arabidopsis arenosa, 1030 nucleotides long. The record is from the annotation of a GenBank genome assembly. NCBI's taxonomy places the organism in Eukaryota, Viridiplantae, Streptophyta, Magnoliopsida, Brassicales, Brassicaceae.